CCUUCCUGCCGGCUACAGAUUGGAAACCCCUCAUAAAGCUGCGCCCUUCCCUUCGUUCUCUUCUCCCUCACUCUUCCUCUCUCACACCCCGACAGCCCCUGCCAGUCAGCCUCUAUCCAGCUUCACAGAGCUCUCUUUGAUCACUCCUCAUCAUCUACUCUCUUUCCAUAGCUUCCGCUAGCCCCAGCUUACACCUGCAAUACCACUACCAUGGCCGCAGAGACAGAAAACAUCCUCCAGAAGGUCGACUCUCUCACCGAGGAGCACAAGGAUGGCGCCGCCAAGAAGGGCCACCGCAGAGUCAGCUCCAUGGCCGCUGACGUCUACCGCAUUGAAGACCUAGAGAAGGAGGGCAAGCACAUUGACAUCUCAAUUGAGACACAGAAGCUUAACUGGAAGCUGAACAAGUCACCCAGCACUGUCGAGGAUCCAUCAGUACUGAAGCUGCCACUCACCGAGCCCAAGCUCAAGUCUAUUACCCUACACUUCCCGCUUGGCCUAGAGGUCGUCGCACGGAACAUGAAGGGUGUCACCAUCAAGGACGCAUUAGAUGCCAUCCACAAACAGUUCAAGAAGCGCGCAGAUGACGAGUUCGAGAAGCCCUACCUUAUGGGAUUUGAGUGGGACCCAUCAGAGUGCUACACGCGCUUCAUCGUGCACCAGUCAGCCAACCCUACCGCGCCCAACACCUUCGCUUCUGGUGGAAAGAAGAAGAAGGCCAAGAAGGCCGAGGGCGAGGAGGGCUCCUAAGUGAAUGACUCGCCCCCUUCCCAAUCUUCGACUUUUACACACAGCCUCAGUCAUACUACCAUGCUUGGGCAUCGGUUGGUGCGGGGUAUGGACAUGUGCAUUUGGGUGCUGGUCAAUCUUGAUAUCGAUAUGGGAAGAGCGAGUGCAUCUACCACGAUGCCGUGGCCUCUAUACUAUACACCUGGGUAGCCAGGGAGUUUAGCGGGUGCGGCUGUCGUCGGGAGCAAUGCGUCGUGGAACCGUUCG
Messenger RNA from Bipolaris sorokiniana ND90Pr, 996 nucleotides. RefSeq lists its product as uncharacterized. Bases 211 to 750 code for a protein of 179 amino acids. The transcript has 4 exons. The record is from RefSeq and is a predicted model, not a curated record. Lineage: Eukaryota; Fungi; Ascomycota; Dothideomycetes; Pleosporales; Pleosporaceae.